CGGCAGCAUGUGCAGCGGCGAAUCAGCGAUAUAGAAACCGAUAAAACUAUCCGUGACGCGACAAAACAAGAGCAGAGACUCGUCGAAAACGCUCGCUAGCGGGACAGAUGGCUGUACGGGAGGGAAUGCGCUUGCUGUCGCUGGAGGUAACGGGAUAUGAGCUGUUAUAUGAAGCCCGUCGGUAGGGCACCAGAGGAAGAUUGCAGCUGAAAACACCCGGAUCUCAUCAUCAUCAUCAUAAUAAUAAUAUAAAAGCAGCGUUUGCGUGGUUUUCGAGCAUUCAGUUGAUGAACACACACACGUCGGGCUGCAGAUGGGCUUUAAUAUCGGUCUGAUGAAGUAAUUUGAAGCCCACACUUCAGUCCCGGGGUGCAGUCUUGAGCGUGUGAUGAUAGGAGACACAAUGACGCUUUUGUCUCUUUUGGGUCGCAUCAUGCGUUAUUUCUUGCUCAGGCCAGAGACCUUGUUUCUGUUAUGCAUCAGCUUGGCCCUCUGGAGCUACUUCUUCCACACGGACGAGGUGAAAACCAUCGUCAAGUCGAGCCGGGAUGCCGUGAAGAUGGUGAAGGGGAAAGUGGCGGAGAUGAUGAUGAACGACAGGCUCGGCGGGCUGGACGUGCUGGACGCGGAGUUCUCCAAGACCUGGGAGUUCAAGAACAACAAUGUGGCGGUGUACUCGAUACAGGGCCGGAGAGACCACAUGGAGGACCGCUUCGAGGUGCUCACCGACCUGGCCAACAGGAGCCACCCUUCAAUCUUUGCUAUUUUUGACGGACAUGGUGGAGAGGGGGCUGCAGAUUAUGUGAAAGCCCACCUGCCGGAGGCUCUAAAGCAGCAGCUGCAGGCGUUCGAGAGGGAGAAGAAGGACAGUCCUCUCUCCUACCCCUCCAUCCUGGAGCAGCGCAUCCUGGCCGUGGACCGGGACAUGGUGGAGAAGUUCUCUGCUUCUCAUGAUGAAGCAGGCACAACAUGUCUGAUAGCCUUGCUGUCUGACCGCGAGCUGACUGUGGCGAAUGUUGGAGACUCUCGUGGCGUUCUCUGCGAUAAAGAUGGAAAUGCUGUAGCCCUCUCGCACGAUCACAAGCCCUACCAGCUGAAGGAGCGCAAGAGGAUCAAGAGAGCAGGAGGCUUCAUCAGUUUCAACGGUUCAUGGCGUGUGCAGGGCAUCCUGGCCAUGUCUCGCUCACUAGGCGACUACCCACUGAAAAACCUGAACGUGGUCAUCCCAGACCCCGACAUCCUGACCUUCGACCUGGACAAGCUGCAGCCCGAGUUCAUGAUCCUGGCGUCAGACGGCCUGUGGGACGCCUUCAGCAACGAGGAGGCCGUGCGCUUCGUCCGGGAGCGUCUAGACGAGCCGCACUUCGGCGCCAAGAGCAUCGUCCUGCAGUCGUUCUACCGCGGCUGUCCAGACAACAUCACCGUCAUGGUGGUCAAGUUCAAGAGCAGCUCGGCCAGCAAAACUGCAGAGUAGCCUUUCCAUCAAGCAGAGGUGAGACGUUGUAAUAUAAGAGACAAGCCAAAAGCAUUACAAUAGAUGCAUGUGCCUACAAACACAUGCAUACCCAGAUUCUUCUUCUUUUUUUGGUGUGUGCCAAAUGGACACUUGGGGGGGAUAUGAUUUUUGAAUUGUUUUUCAAUUCCUUACACUGUAAAGAUGAUGUAUCCUGGCCUUCCGUCUUAUACAGAGCAAUAUUAUUUGUGAAACGGCUAUCGGCUUGAAUGGUAGAAAGACAUUUAUUGCCUUGAAGAUGCACUCAUAGAUGUUUGUUCAGGAUAAAUCGCGUAAACAUCAUAACUUUUUUUAUUUUGAGGUCAAUACGCAGCUGAUGGAACCAUAUCCAGCUCUUAAAUUUGGAUGUACACUGAAAAAUUUUGAAAUUUUUUAAGGUAAAUGGUUGCAAAGAAGGAAUAUAGGCUGAAUUUGAACAUCAAAUUAGGGUUAACACUACUUAAUUUGAUCUAUUUGAUUUAAUUCAGCUCAUAUAAAUAGUUUGCAACCACUUACCUUUGCAAAAAAAAAGGGUUGAUUGGAUUAACUCAUUUUUUUAAGGUAAGUGGUUGCAAACAGUAUAUAUGAGCUGAAUUUAAACAAACAAAUUUGUUUGAACACUGCUCAAUUUAUUUUAUUUGUUUAAAUUUGGCCCUUCUAUAUUGUUUGCAACCACUUAACUUAAAUAAAUAGAGUAAAUCCAAUUAAUCUUUUUUGUUUAAGUGUACAUGAUCCGCUCAUAUCACUUCAGGGCAUGUAUGCCAAUGUACACUGGUGCUGCUCAUCAGUUUGUGUAAAUGUGUUUGGGAUUAAGUUUGCGUUUGAUUACGAAUGUUAGACUUGAUUUAACGUCAUAACCGGUCCCGCUCAUGAUCGUCAGGUUUCUCCUGUGUUUAGGUCACUGUUUUAAUGGCUUUAUGCAUACCGCAGUGGACGGAUUUAGGGUUAUAUGAUGUGUAUUUACUUUGUGAAGACUGUUGGGUUAAUACUGGCUUACAGUUUUUCAACUUUCCUCUUAAGAAGUGUUACUUAAAUGUUAACCUAAUUAGGAAAAGAAUUGGCACAAAUCCCCGUCUACACAAAAUCUGAAUUUCUUGCACUGUGUGAAAUGUAUGUGGGAGAUUAAAGCGAUUAAAUAAACCUUACAAGUCAAGCGAAAA
Messenger RNA from Danio rerio (zebrafish), 2652 nucleotides. RefSeq names its product protein phosphatase, Mg2+/Mn2+ dependent, 1La (gene ppm1la). The record is from RefSeq and is marked provisional. Gene Ontology annotation, cellular component: membrane. Gene Ontology annotation, molecular function: protein serine/threonine phosphatase activity; cation binding; metal ion binding. Lineage: Eukaryota; Metazoa; Chordata; Actinopteri; Cypriniformes; Danionidae.